ACGAUGUAUAGGCUGUCACGUGGAAUGCGAUCAGUAUAGCGCAGUUUUUUUCCCCUGGAAUAUGUUUACAGCGCAUGUCUUUCUAUUUACAUAUUGCACUUGGUUAUUAUGUAGCGGCUACAUUUAAUCUGCGCUGUGAAAAUGGAAACCCACAUGUCUCGGAGUGUAUCAAUCAUUUCCGAGCAUGACCGCAUUGCUGCAGUCUGCUGGUUAUCCCAUCGCAUUCAUCCCCCCACUUGCUGGUGCGCCUAGGAAAAGGUAAUUUUUAAUUUAUCCAUCAACACUGUAAAAGAAUGACGUCAGAACCUCUGGUGCACUGGAUCUGAUCUGAUUGGUGAAAUAGAAGGGGUCAGUCAUUUCCCCGUUUUUAACAAAAGGAACACAGUGUUCGUACUGGAAACAGAAUCAAUCUCGUCUCAUCUCUUUUUUGCGCAAGGUCCAAGUUUCAAAGACCAAUACCUCUUGCUUUCUUAAACUUUGGGAGAUGACGAACAUACUGGCUUUGUUCUUUUAAAGUAAUAUAAAAAGUAUGUCAUUUAAAAUAAAAAAAAAAAAAAAAAAAAACAUAUCUCAACUUUGUUUAAAUAUGAAUUCAAACUGUAAACUUUGUUUUGAAUAAAAACACAUAAUAAACUCAGCCUCACCGUAAGGAAAAGGGUGUAGCAUUGUAUCCGUACGCAGUGAUAUAUCAAUUGGGAAACAUGCUUCAAUAGUUUCCUUAACUUUGCAAUCCAUUCACAACACAGUGAAUAUUUAUCAAACGUUAUCGCUCCAUUCUCGUGGGAGACAGCAGCGCCGAAGCUGAGGCGCUUUCAAGCGCAGAGCCGGCUCCGAUUGCACAGCAAAUACAGCGGAAAUUAGGGGAAUAAAAAUAAACAAAAGCUAAACAUGAUCACUGGUCCUAGCGCAUAUAUCGCCCUUGCCGAGUGAGAUAAACCGGAAAAAUAAACGGGGAGCGAGACAUUGAGCCUGGUGUAUCAGCGGCUGAUCAGCGCUCUUAAAAACCUGCAGACGGUUCGAAUUGGAAGCUGCCUGAUUGGGGUUCGUGCAACUGCGUGGAUACAUCACUGCGAGUUCACACUGAAGCCAGCACUGGGGUUAGUGCAACUGCGUGGAUACAUCACUGCGAGUUCACACUGAAGCCAGCACUGGGGUUAGUGCAACUGCGUGGAUACAUCACUGCGAGUUCACACUGAAGCCAGCACUGGGGUUAGUGCAACUGCGUGGAUACAUCACUGCGAGUUCACACUGAAGCCAGCAUUGGAGUUAGUGCAACUGCGUGGAUACAUCACUACGAGUUUAGACUGAAGCCAGCAUUGGUUGGCAAGGCACUGUAGUUUGGAGAGCUCCUGGAUUCUUACAAUAUAUUUAUUAUUUACCUUGCAGUGUUACUUCUUGGUAGAGUCGCUGACGCACUACAUCAUUUAAGCACUGCUUUUGACUGUAAUGCUUUUUUGUUGAUCGAUCUUUUGGUCUGGAUUAUAUCUUUAGGUUUUGAAUGGAAAACGCGCUUGCCGGGUUAUUUUUAGCGAAUCAGUUGCUUCUUAAAAUUCAAUGGAUCUGAACUGGGAUUGCUCGGAUCGUUCUGGGUCGUCACACUUCUAAUUCCCUUUGGGAGCUACACAACUUCAAAUAAAUAUACCUUUAUUAAACAAAACGAAACGAAAAGGGAAGCGCUGCGAAAUGAUGUUUGUAAGUUUCUACUUCGCGUUGUCUUUGCUGGAUGUAGUUUUGUCGGCAGAAGUGAAUGUGGUGUCAGGUGCUAGCCGGCUGGACUGCGUUAAAGCGAGCGAGCAGUGCCUGAAGGAACAGAGCUGCAGCACCAAGUACCGCACGCUGAGGCAGUGCGCUGCGGGCAAAGAAAGCAAUUUCAGCAUGGCUUAUUCUGGACAGGAGGCGAAGGACGAGUGCAGGAUUGCCAUGGAUGCCCUCAAGCAGAGCCCAUUGUUCAACUGCAGAUGUAAAAGGGCUAUGAAGAAAGAAAAAAACUGCCUGCGCAUAUUCUGGAGCAUUUACCAAAGUUUACAGGGGAAUGAUUUGCUGGAGGAAUCUCCGUAUGAAGCAGUGAACAACAGACUCUCUGACAUAUUCCGACUUGCUCCCAUCAUUUCAGGGGAGCCUGCAGUCACAAGAGAGAACAACUGCUUGAAUGCUGCUAAAGCCUGCAACCUGAACGACACCUGCAAAAAAUACAGAUCGGCUUACAUAAACCCGUGCACCUCUCGCGUCUCCAUUGCUGAAGUCUGCAACAAGCGCAAGUGCCACAAGGCCCUUCGGCAGUUUUUCGACAAAGUGCCUCCCAAACACAGCUAUGGGAUGCUCUUCUGCUCCUGCCCUCUGGCUGAUCAAUUAGCCUGCACAGAGAGACGGCGGCAGACCAUUGUUCCGGUGUGUUCGUAUGAGGACAAGGAAAAACCAAACUGCUUGUCUUUGCAAGUGUCGUGCAAGACGAAUUACAUCUGCAGGUCUAGGCUUGCAGAUUUCUUCUCAAGCUGUCAGCCUGAGCCCCUCUCCAUGAGUGGCUGUCUAAAGGAGAACUACGCAGACUGCCUGCUCGCCUACUCAGGGCUUAUUGGCACAGUCGUGACUCCAAACUAUCUUAAAUCCAGCAGCAUCAGUGUUUCCCCGUGGUGCGAUUGCAGUGCCAGCGGGAACAACAAGGAAGAGUGUGACAAGUUUGUAAACUUCUUCAAGGAUAACGCAUGCCUUAGGCAUUCAAUUCAGGCAUUUGGUAAUGGCACGGAUGUGAAUGUAUGGCAGUCCAGGUCUCCUGUGCACACCACAGCUUCCACAAGCACUCCGUCCCACAAGGCCCGAGAGAGAGCUCAAUCCCCUGUGGAUGAGCAGAACCACAUCAAUGAGAUCAGCACCGCUGAGGAAGCCAACCUCUAUCCUAUCUGUGCAAAUUUACAGGCUCAGAAAAUGAAGUCCAAUGUAACAGUGGAGGAGACAGUCCAGUGUGAGGUUGUCCGGAAUGGUGAAGCCAGUUCUUCGGAUCACGUCAUGUCAAAGAAUUCUUCCAGGGCGUCCACACCGUUCAAUUUGAGUUGCAUUCUGCUGAUUCUCAGUGCCAUGGUGCACUCUGCCUUCCUGGCUUUCGACUCAGCAGAAACAUUAUAACCACA
Molecule: messenger RNA, 3125 nt
Organism: Polyodon spathula (Mississippi paddlefish)
Lineage: Eukaryota; Metazoa; Chordata; Actinopteri; Acipenseriformes; Polyodontidae
Product: GDNF family receptor alpha-1-like
Exons: 9
Coding region: 1684-3120 (478 amino acids)
Biological process (GO): nervous system development
Cellular component (GO): external side of plasma membrane; signaling receptor complex
Molecular function (GO): signaling receptor activity
Source: RefSeq, a predicted model, not a curated record